AUGAAGCUAUUCACUCUGGUAUUCACCCUUGCCUUGGCUUCAGCCCAUGCCGGCUUCUUGCCCUAUCACAAUGAUGACCACCUCAUCGAUCAUGGCAUCUCACAUCAUGGCAGCGAAUUUCUCCUCGACGACAUACGCCAUGGCCUACAUCCUGGAUAUUCAGCCCAAAUCUUGUUAGAUGGCCAUCAUGGUUUAGAUCAGCAGGCCGCAGUAUAUCAUCAUGCAGAUCAUCAUGCUGAUAUUGAUAUUGGACAUCAUGAUGCUGGUCAUCAUGGUGUUUAUGCGGUCGAUGUUCAAAAUGCUCCCGCCGAACAGAUAAUUCAACAUCAACCUAUUCACCAGGUGGAACCUGUUCAUCACAUCACCAAUGUGGUACAUCAUGAACCUCACCAUUUUUUGCAUUACAUAAGUCCUGUGGUCGAUCAUCAUGUUGUUCAUAAAAAUCAACAUGCCAAUGAACAUCGGCAUGCUGCCGAUUUGCAUCAUGAUGAAUUGCAUCAUGGUGAUUUAAUACAUAGUGGAGGUUUAUCACAUCAUGCUGAUGUACAUCAUGCUGAUGUACAUCAUACUGAUGUUUUGCAUCACGCUGAUGUCCAUCAUGAUAAUGUAUUGCAUCAUGGUGAUGUGCAUGUCCAUCAUGCUGAUGUUCUACAUCAUGGUGAUGUUUUACAUCAUGCCGAUGUACAUCAUCAUGGCGAUGCUCUUCAUCACUCCGAUUUGCUACACCAUGGUAGCCAUCAUGCUGCCGUAGUCAUUCGUGCUAAUGUCCAUGAGCAUGCUGCUGUUGUUCAUCAUCCCCUGCCAAUACUACAUCACCAUCGAUUAAAUAAUGCCAUCAUUAUUCACAAAUUGCAGCCAUUGAAGUUCCAUGGACAUGGAAAAAUUGCCAAAAUUAAGAUUAUCAAACAUCAUGAUUAA
Messenger RNA from Stomoxys calcitrans (stable fly), 918 nucleotides. RefSeq names its product histidine-rich protein PFHRP-III-like. NCBI's taxonomy places the organism in Eukaryota, Metazoa, Arthropoda, Insecta, Diptera, Muscidae. The transcript has 2 exons. The record is from RefSeq and is a predicted model, not a curated record. Bases 1 to 918 code for a protein of 305 amino acids.